Messenger RNA from Sus scrofa (pig), 2840 nucleotides. The record is from RefSeq and is a predicted model, not a curated record. Lineage: Eukaryota; Metazoa; Chordata; Mammalia; Artiodactyla; Suidae.
GGGAGGAGCCAAUGGAGGAAGGGGGCUUGGUGGAGCAAGUAGGGCCGCUUUGCAGGAGGGCACAGCUGUUGAAAUACGGGAAGACGUCUUUUUCGGUGAGGAAGAAGAUGUUAAAGACUUUAGUCAACUAUCAUAGUAAUGGAUCUUGGUCAGAAAAAUGAGACUGAAUUGGAAAAUGGUGAAAAUAAUGAAAUUCAAAGAACAGAAGAAACUGAAUUAGUCUAUACUUGUCCAGAUGAAAGAAGUGACGAGAAUCAUGUUUGUUGUCUUCUCAAUGUCAGUGACAUUACGCUUGAACAAGAUGAAAAAACCAAAGAGUUUGUCAUCGGAACUGGAUGGGAAGAAGCAGUCCAAGGCUGGAGAAGGACUUCUCCAACUGCGUGCAUCUGGCCCAGGAAGAAGCUUAAAAAGGCGAGAGCGGGAGAAAGUGCCAGCAGCUGCUUGCUCUGUGUCAAUCUCUCCCAGGGCAGCCUGGAGGCCCGGCUUCAGUUGGAGGCAGGGAAGUUGGAGUCCGGGGCAUCAGCUCUGGUUGAGGCAGGCCCAGAGAAGGAGGGGCUCAGCCUCUCCCAGACUCCAGGCCUCCCCCAAGGCCCCACCACUGCCUCCAGGGAAGUGAACAAGAUCUGCUUUCCCACCUACAGUCAGGGAGAGAAAAAAAGCCUUCAAAUAAAGGAGUUUAUUUGGUGCCUAGAAGACUGGACUACACCUGAGACUGUUAGGGGCAAGGGUCCCAGAAGCCCUGGUGGUCCCUCCCUCUCAAACUCCUUGACCUCCAAAGCCCUUUUAGUUCUGCCUCCCCUGAAGGCCUCACCCCCAAAUGGCUUGGAUGUUCUGGGUAAGAAGAGUAAGAACUUGGAGCCGGACGAGAAGGUGCUGAGUAUGGAAAAGGAUGAGUGCGUGGCUUGUGCAUAUGGAUUGAAAGCAGUUGAUGGGACAGGUGAAAUGAGACCCAUUGAGCUGGCCAAGCCUCGCAAGGUCAAGGAAACACAGCCUCUUCCCACCCCGGUGGCUCGGACAUCCCUGCUGGCUGCCCCCCAGCCCUGCCGCCUGCCCUGGUCCCUCCUGCCUGAGAAGAACCUGGCGUGGCCCCCCUACCCCAGCAGCAUUCGCUAUCUCGCCACCUUGCAGUUUUUGCAGAAACAAGGAGCACGGAGCCACAAAGCCAAGCUCAGACCCAGAGAGCCGAGACCUCCCGUGGAAACCCCAAAGUGUGUUCUCACAGAGGCCAAGCAGGAAAACAGACCCCAGACGUUGGAGACCAAAGUGUUCUCAAGGCCCCUCCUGCCGUCCCUCACACACAGGAAAAAGAAGAUAAAGUAGGAGAGGGAUCAGUUUCAAAUUCAGUCCUAAGCAGCAACAUGUUUGAGAUGCAAUCAUAAAACCAAAUAUUUCACCCAGGACAUGGAAAAAGCAGUGGAUCACAAGAAACAAAGAGUUAAAAGCUGCAAGUAGAGGCAGUAAGAAGUACCAAGCUUGGAAUAAGGUCUUAUUGACACACACCAUGCUAAGAAGCUCACUCCUUUCGGCCAAAAAAAAAAAAAAAAAAAAAAAAAAAGGCUUUGUUCACAUUGAGGUAACAUAUAUACUAGAACACAGUUGCUAUGGAGAUUUAUUUUUUUAAACAUUUUUUCAUUUUCUGAAAUAUUUGACUAUUUUACUGAUAAACUAAAAAAGAGUAUUAUUUGCUUUAACUUUGUUGUUUCUCUUCUGUAGCCGAGUAUGUCCUGAAGUACUAACCUGCUUGAUGGUAAAGUACCAAAAGCUAAUGGAAGGGCUUUAAUAAUGAGUUUCUCCUAUGACAACCUUCACUGUUUCUGAUUUUGUGGAUUUAAAACCAAGUUACAAAUGUGUUUAUUAUGUUAUUUAAUAGCAAGGCAGUUAUAAAAUUUAGAUUUUUCUGCAGUUUGUUCCAAGAACUGAAUAUUGGUCCUCUUUCAGUUUGAGCAUUAUAGACAAUGCUCUUAAUUCAUUCACAUACGUUGGGCAUUUUGCUUCUUUCAAACAGGCAUAUUUUAUUUAUUUAUUUAUUUAUUUAUUUAUUGUCUUUUUGCCUUUUCUAGGGCCGCUCCUGCAGCAUACGGAGGUUCCUAGGCUAGGGGUGUAAUCCGAGCUGCAGCCGCCACCUGCGCCAGAGCCACAGCAACACCAGAUCCGAGCCAUGUCUGCAACCUACACCACAGCUCACGGCAAUGCUGGAUCCUUAACCCACUGAGCAAGGCCAGGGAUCAAACCUGCAACCUCGUGGUUCCUAGUCAGAUUGGUUAACCACUGAGCCAUGACGGGAACUCCCAAACAUGCAUAUUUUAAAAUACAGUGCCUAAAAUUGUUAACUUGAGGACACCAAAAAUCUGAGAAUCCCUUUCAUUUGCUCUUCAGCCUGCCUCUUGGUAUGUAAAUAAGUAUAUCUGAUAAUUAUAAGUACAGUUCACACAACUGAGAGAACUCUGGAUUUAAACACUGUAAAACAGUGGUAUUUAGUGGACUAUCUUCUUGACCAUAAGAACCUUACACCAACCAACAUCUUGGUGAAUAAGCUAGAUGAAAAUUCGUGUCAUUUAACAGGCUUUUAGAUGUUGGGAGCGAGCAGUAAGCCAAAGAACUGACGUGUCCUCUCCCAGUGUCAGAUCUCAUCAGUGGUGCUUCAUACACUUCAGAUGAGAACACAUAUAUAUUAUGAGAUCUAAAGAAAAUAAAAACUGCGUAAUACUUGAGACUUCAAAGGUUCCAUUUCUAAACCCCUCAAAGUUGCAUAUUCCUCCUCCUCUUUAUUUGUUUAUUUUUGUCUUUUCUAGGGCCACUCCCGAGGCAUAUGGAGGUUCCCAGGCUAGGGGUCCAAUUGG